This is a messenger RNA of Gongylonema pulchrum, 408 nucleotides long. The record is from the annotation of a GenBank genome assembly. NCBI's taxonomy places the organism in Eukaryota, Metazoa, Nematoda, Chromadorea, Rhabditida, Gongylonematidae.
AUGAGCCCGCUGGUGAUCCUAGUGACUCUUCUGCUUUAUUUCUACGACUUCCUCCAAAAAUAUGCCGAAUGUGCCGCGUUCCACUCAUUGCUUAUAUGUCCCUGCGAACUAUUGUUAUCAGUACUUCAGAUUCUCCUCACUAACAGCUUCUGUUUCAAAGAUUACAUCCCAGUAGUUAAUUUACCUAAAUGUUACAAGGGCACCGAAGACCACAAUGAGUCCUCGGCCCCGGAUGGCAGCUUAGAGCGAUUGUUGCGCGAAAGCGAAAUCCUUCGGCAAGCAUUUGGCCAUUUAUUCGAUUACGUAAUUCUCAAUAACGACAUCGACGAGACGAUUCGACAGUUAGAGCUGGUUGUCGAGAAACUUCAUGCCUGCCCGCAAUGGCUGCCAGUAUCCUGGGUUUAUUGA